GAGCGUCGGCGACAUGCUUUUGUUUGCUCUACCGGGAUGAACAAACUUUGUGUGGUGCGCUACUAAUCGGUUAACUAUACGGAGAUCCAAACGGCACCGUUCGCACACACACUGACGCGGCUAGGCAGCCCUCCCACCAGCCGGCAGUGUUGGCGAGCUCAUCGAUCUAUUCCCCAAUCUCCUCAUUUCCUAUUGCUUAAUUUCUCCUGCUUUCUCUCACGCCGGCUACGCGAUCGGAUACCGUACCGUUCCCGCAGCAUUACCUGCGCCGCAGUGGUGCUGCGAAAAGCCAGCGCUCCGUUUCUGCAACUUCACCCCAAGUUAGGAAACGCCUUGUGCUCAGGAAGUGACCGGUGAACGUGAAAUGGGGGAAAGAGAAGUUUGAUGGCGUGGAGCUGAACACGGAGGAGCCGCCCAUGGUCUUCAAAGCGCAGCUGUUCGCCCUGACUGGCGUCCAGCCCGAGCGGCAGAAGGUUAUGGUCAAAGGAGGGACGCUGAAGGACGAUGAAUGGGGAAACAUCAAGCUGAAAAAUGGCAUGACCCUGCUGAUGAUGGGCUCCGCGGACGCCCUGCCUGAGGAACCUGCCGUCAGGCCCAUGUUUGUGGAGGAUAUGACUGAAGAGCAGCUCGCUUCUGCGAUGGAGCUGCCCUGUGGCCUGACGAACCUGGGCAACACCUGCUACAUGAACGCCACGGUCCAGUGUCUUCGCUCGGUGCCGGAGCUGAAGGGAUCUCUCAGCAGGUACUCCGGCGUCUUGAGAUCCUCUGGGGCCAACGCCUCUUCGCAGUACAUCACAGCAGCCCUCCGUGAUCUGUACGAGUCCAUGGACAAGACCUCCUCCAGCAUACCUCCCAUCAUGCUGCUCCAGUUCCUCCACAUGGCCUUCCCGCAGUUCGCCGAGAAGGGCGAUCAGGGGCAGUAUCUCCAGCAGGAUGCCAAUGAAUGCUGGGUGCAGAUGAUGAGGGUCCUGCAGCAGAAGCUGGAGCCAGAGGAGGCGGAGACCCCAAUGGAGUCUGAUUCUGCGAGUGGCACUACUGCUGCCUCAGCCAAGAAGAACUUCAUUGACCAGUAUUUUGGGGUGGAAUUUGAGACUACCAUGAAAUGCACUGAAGCAGACGAUGAGGAUCUCGUCAAAGGCAAGGAGAACCACCUGCAGCUCAGCUGCUUCAUCAACCAGGAGGUCAAGUACCUGGCCACAGGGUUGCGGCUGCGGCUGCAAGAGGAAAUAACUAAGCUCUCCCCAUCUCUGCAGAGAAACGCUUUGUACAUAAAAUCUUCUAAAAUCAGCCGACUGCCUGCCUAUCUGACCGUUCAGAUGGUCCGCUUUUUCUACAAGGAGAAGGAGUCCGUCAAUGCCAAAGUCUUAAAGGACGUGAAAUUCCCUCUGAUGCUGGACGUCUACGAGCUGUGCACCCCUGAGCUGCAGGAGAAGCUGUUGCCCGUCAGGUCGAAGUUCAAAGAGGUCGAAGACAAGAAGCUGGAGAAACAGCAGCAAAAGGGCGAAAAGAUCAUGACAUCUCCGAAAGAUGUGAAAUACGAGCCCUUUUCCUUCACUGACGACUGGGGCUCCAGUAACAGCGGUUACUACGACCUGCAGGCGGUGCUCACGCAUCAGGGCCGUUCCAGCUCCUCGGGGCACUACGUCGCUUGGGUCAAAAGGAAAGAGGAUGAAUGGGUGAAGUUUGACGACGACAAAGUGAGUCUGGUGGCCCCGGAGGACAUCCUGAAGCUGUCCGGUGGUGGGGACUGGCACAUAGCGUACAUUCUGCUGUACGGGCCUCGCCGGCUAGAAAUUCUGGCGGAGGAGCGGUAAAUCACCAGGCGGGAAGCUUAAACAUGCCAUUUGGAAGCACUGUCUGUAUAGAUGUCCAAUAAAUACUCAUCUCUUUGAACCUUGACCUUUUUUCUUCCCCUUUCCCUGUAUCCAGCCUUUACCAAAACUGGUUGUAUGAGAUGGUUUUUUUUUUUUAAACUUUAUUUUGACCCAAGUUGUCAAGAUGGUUCCAUUAAAAAAAAAAAAAAAUUGUGAAGCAUAUAGUUUUCAUGACUGCUAGUUAUUCCUCGAGAGGGAUGAGUUAACAGCUGGUAGUGUUCUGCUUUCUGCACUUUAUUUUAGCAUGCACACCUACUGCAAGUGCCGGGGUCAAGCCGGGGCCUCGCUCGCGGUUCUCAGAUUUAGCCCCUUUGAAUUGCUACGGGCCAUUUACUCGGUAACCGGAAUCAGUUAUCGUAACUGCUAACUCCGCAAGAUGUGGCUUAAUCGUUCACUAUACCAGUCUGAUGGUCCAUUUCUUUUCCCCGUGAGCGUACCGUGCGGCCAGGACCCCAUCCCGCUUCCAGGGCCGGCCGGCCGCGGUCCUUGCUUCUGUGUGUUGCUGCCUGAUGUUCCCGCCAUAACUCCUCUUGUAAGUCUGAGGACGAAGUGGGCCUUAACCUUGUCCUACGUGAUUGAUUGCUGGCUUUUCGUAAAUGGGCGCAAAUAAACUGCUCUAUGAACACUG
Molecule: messenger RNA, 2502 nt
Organism: Brienomyrus brachyistius
Lineage: Eukaryota; Metazoa; Chordata; Actinopteri; Osteoglossiformes; Mormyridae
Gene: usp14
Product: ubiquitin specific peptidase 14 (tRNA-guanine transglycosylase)
Exons: 16
Coding region: 417-1814 (465 amino acids)
Biological process (GO): proteasome-mediated ubiquitin-dependent protein catabolic process; regulation of proteasomal protein catabolic process; protein deubiquitination
Molecular function (GO): cysteine-type deubiquitinase activity; proteasome binding; protein binding
Source: RefSeq, a predicted model, not a curated record